Molecule: messenger RNA, 1530 nt
Organism: Spodoptera littoralis (African cotton leafworm)
Lineage: Eukaryota; Metazoa; Arthropoda; Insecta; Lepidoptera; Noctuidae
Source: the annotation of a GenBank genome assembly
AUGUUUUCAAAAGUUAUUUUUUAUGUGAUAUCAAUUAAUUUUAUUUUAGUUAGAGGGCACAUACAGUUGCCUGUACCGAAUGAGGCGUUAGAUCAAAAUCUUUAUAGAGAUGUGAUUGAUCCGGAGUUAUGUAGUGAACAAAUUGCCCAAAUAAGAAACAAUACGUUACUCUCGAUGUCCUUUGCCGAUGCUGGUAUCAGGGUACCACGAGGCGUACUUACAGGCAAUACUCUUGAUUUGGGUAAUUAUCACCAAUGCCUCGGCAUUAACCAGAUUACAGACACAAACACCGAACUCCAAGGGAAAUACUGUAUGAUUCGUGUACCAAUGAAUCAAAGUUAUCAUUUUCCUGAAGACUUCGAGAUUCCAAAUUUUGACCCAAGACUUCUACAGUUGGAUGAUGAAACUGUAGCGACUUUGAAGGCAUACUACGCAUCCAGACAAGGGAUGUUGGCGAUGUCAGGUAUUUUUAAUGACGAGAGGGUCGUUUUCUCAAUAAUUGGGUUACUUACUCUUGUCAGUACUACUUUUGAUAUCUGGCAAACGAUUAUUCUGAAAAAAGAUCCUAAAACAGUGAGUGUUAUUGGUAGAUCAUUUUCUGUAUAUACAAAUGGUCGUCGUGUAAUGACAUUUAGCUCUGGAGCCAACACGAUUGAAUGUUUGGACGGCAUCAGAGCUCUAGCCAUGAUGUGGGUGUGCGUCGGUCAGACAUGGUAUUUAGCGAUAGACGUCCAGCUUCACAUCUUAUCUCCAAUUCUUCUAUACUGGGUCCUAAUGGGAAGGAAGAAGAUAGCCUGGGCCGCUUUGUUAGCGGGGCUUGUAGCUAUUUUAACAGCGGCUACUACUUAUAAUUUUAUCAGAGAGUUUCCCUCUACAAUGAUGGGUCGCCCAGAGCGAACGAUGGAUUACUCAGUCAAUUAUUACAUGAACACAUUGACUCGAGGCUCUCCGUUUUUAGUUGGCAUGAUCUUCGGGUAUUUAGUGAGAACUGAAAAACUUGUCAUGUCCAAGAUCACCACAGCAUUUUACUGGAUAGCAGCGUUUAGUUUGUCAACCUUGUUGAUGUACACAAACUAUCCUAUAGCACAGCCGGAUUGGGACAAUCAACUAGGGGAUAGUCUGUACAACUCUUUCGUCAGACCUCUAUGGGCUUUAUACCUUGGCUGUUUGAUAUACGCUUGUGUCAAUGGUUACGGAGGUCCAAUAAAUUGGUUUUUAUCACUUAGUGUGUGGAAGCUACAAUCUCGAUUGUCGUAUGGAAUGUAUUUGUUCCACUAUGGUUUGAUGGUUGCUGUCAACUAUACUGCGGUAUCACCGAUGUAUUUCUCUGUGGAAUCUGUGUUGUUCAAGUUCCUCGCUCACUAUGCGUUGUCCUUCGCCGUCACAUUCCUCAUGGUGCUGGUCAUCGACGCACCCUUCUCUACAUUAAUCAAACUCAUAUUUACCAGUCCAAAGAAACCCACCAAAAAAGAAUUCGAUGAAGAACCAACAAAGGAGAUGGAUAAAACAGUGUAAAAUGCUAUAUAAACA